AUGCAAGUGCCAGCCCACGGCCGAGCGGACUCACGAGCGCAACACAUCUGCUCCCGAAUCCAAUACUAUCCCAGAUAUCGAACUAAAUAUGGAAUCGUUUGCGCUCGAGUGAAAAGCGCAGUGGUGGGGAGAGGGGCGUUCAUCAGGGACCGUCGGGAGGGAACGAAACUUCGGAGUCAGGGUGGGACUGCCGAACGGAUCAGUCUCUCCUUCGUCGAUAGUCCAAUACACAUCAAAAUGGCGGAUAAGGACAAGAAAGUAAAGAAGAAGAAGGCGAAGGAAGACGCGCCUGCCGAGGAAGCCCCGGCCCCAGCCGCGCCCGCCGCCGGCGGUGAGAGGCAAUCCUCUCGUGGUAGCCGCAAAGCCAAGCGUACCGGCUCCAAUGUGUUCUCCAUGUUCUCACAGAAGCAGGUCGCUGAGUUCAAGGAGGCCUUCCAGCUAAUGGACCACGACAAGGACGGCAUCAUCGGCAAGAACGACCUUCGCGCCACCUUCGACUCCCUCGGCAGGCUCGCCACCGAGAAGGAGCUCGACGAGAUGGUCAGCGAAGCGUCUGGACCCAUCAACUUCACCCAGCUGCUGACCCUCUUCGCCAACCGCAUGUCCGGUGGCUCCGACGAGGAUGACGUUGUCAUCAACGCCUUCAAGACCUUCGAUGACGAGGGCAAAAUCGACUCCGAGAGGCUGAGGCACGCGCUCAUGACCUGGGGCGACAAGUUCUCCGCUGACGAGGUCGACGAGGCCUACGAUCAAAUGGAGAUUGACGACAAAGGCUUCAUUGACACCGGCAAGCUUAUCACCAUGCUGACCGCCAGCGCCGAGGAGGAGGAAGGCGGAGAGGCCGCGUAAUGAUUCCACCAGAUAAUUGAGAUGCGAGACGCAAGGCAGCCACCGCCCGGCCAGGGUUCAUAGACAUCGGAUUAAACCACCACGAUGCGAACCGAACAUCUUUUUUAUUUUAAUUUUCUAUACAUAAUAAUUUAUUGUUUCCAUUUUUUAAAUAAUAUAUAAUGAAAAUAUAGUUCUACUAUUACCAAACUAUUGUAGUACUGUCCCUGUAUGAAGAACACUGGGAGUGUUAACCGAGAGAGGAAUACUAUGUAUUCAUUAUAUUAAUGUUUCUGAAUAAAGCUACGCUAAAGUCUGAAUGAAAUGACA
Molecule: messenger RNA, 1158 nt
Organism: Manduca sexta (tobacco hornworm)
Lineage: Eukaryota; Metazoa; Arthropoda; Insecta; Lepidoptera; Sphingidae
Gene: Mlc2
Product: myosin regulatory light chain 2
Exons: 4
Coding region: 1-849 (282 amino acids)
Biological process (GO): locomotion; post-embryonic development
Cellular component (GO): cytoplasm; myosin II complex
Molecular function (GO): calcium ion binding; myosin heavy chain binding
Source: RefSeq, a predicted model, not a curated record